ACGCCGUAUACUGUUGUCAUCCUGUUAUCGCUUUGAUCCUACACGAGGUAGGUAAGAGUUAGCUGUCGCUCGUUGAUUGUUUGACUCACAACUGUGCUCCGGAAGACAGACGUUGUUUGGAAUUUCCCUCAUCCGAUAAAGGCAAUAUAUUACUUGCUGUGGUAUUUUCUAGUCAUAUAUUUGGCACUAACCUCUCGACCAUAACAAAGGUGGGGAUAUCGCGUUCGACUUUCAAUUGUUUUUGUAUACUGUUGCGUAGAAAUUCACGUUAUAAAGAGGAGUUUUGGCGCUUCCAUGUGUUCAACAAGAACGACGUAUGUUCCUUAACAUAUGAAUUAAAUACUUCGUGAAAUUUCCCUUAUUAACUGUUGGCAAAUUUGACUCCUGUGCACUUUGGACUAAACCAAGCGUUAACGGCCGACGGUUAACAUAUUCUUCAUCUUGUUUUUCACAUCAUCUACGGUGGUAUGUUCUCUUCUGGGAUAUCUACACACGAACUCUUCGAUGAGCAUUGCUGUGCGCAAGAUUUGCGCAGUAGAAUCAAGCAUACUUUUCUAACUGGAUUUAUGUCAGAUGUGGAGUUUUAUGUUGGACAAUCGGGUGAGCAGAAGUCGUUCAAAGCUCAUAGGUAUAUCCUUGGCAUUAACAGCGCCGUCUUUCAUGCGAUGUUUUAUGGCAGUUUGGCCGAAGCUGGUGAUAAGGUGUUCAUCCCUGACGCUGAUCCUGAAGCGUUUGGUGAAUUUUUACGCUUUAUUUACACUGAAGAUUGUAGCGUCACCGAGGAAAACGUCAUGAGUAUUGUUUAUUUGGCCACGAAGUAUAUCGUUCCCGCGUUGACGAACAAGUGCGUGAAAUUUCUUGGCAAAAAAGUGACUGCGGAGAGCGCGUUUGAACUUUUGUCACAGGCUAUCCAUUUCUGUGCUGACGGAUUAGAGGCCAGCUGUUGGAAUGUUAUCGAUGUUGAUUGCUCUAAUGCCAUUAAAAGUCCGGCCUUUCUAAAGAUCGAGCAUGCUUUACUAUGCGAGUUUCUAACGCGGGAAACAUUGAAUGUAAAAGAAGUGGACUUGUUUACCGCCAUUGUAAAAUGGGCACAGUUUCAAUGUGAAAGCAAAGAACUCGAGGAGAGCGUUGAAAAUUAUCGGGAAGUUUUAGGGAGCGCUUUGAACUUAGUUCGUUUUCCUACCAUGGCUUUGGAGGAAUUUGCGAGCACUGUUGUUCAUGAGUCAAAGAUUCUACUUCAGGAAGACAUUAUAGAAAUUUUCAUGCAGUUUAGUGGACAGCAGCCGAAGAACACAAGACUUCCUAAGUUUUCGUGUAAACCACGCAAACACUGCGUGGGUAAUUUACGCGCGACCCGAUUCAGCCCACAAAAAAUUAUUCGCCCGAAGCGUGCCGGGAAAGGCUGGUGUUACAUGAACAACACUCUGGACGCCCUGUGCUUCAAAACGUCGAGAUCGGUAAAAAUGCACGGUGUUCGCGCAUUUGGUGACGACGAAAAAAGCACUUAUAGACUAAAAGUAAAUCUGUUACAAGGGAAUCGAGAGUUGUCUGCGAAUGCUGGCGAAUAUAAGUCAGAAGGUGACGAAAAUGACGAUAACCCUAUUGGAUUUGAUAUUAUGUUCCCAGAACCCGUGAGACUUGAAGCUAAUGUGGUAUACACCUUGACAGGAAGUUUCAGCGGUCCACAAUCCUUUUACGGCCAAGGAGGUGAAAAAGUGGUUAUUGCCGAAGGAGUGGAAUUUACCUUUUGUAGUAGCGAACAGUCUAACAACGGAACAUCAGUAUUUCACGGUCAAUUUCCUCAACUUAUAUUUUCGAAAUGACGACGUUUCUAGUGUGUAAUGUAAAUAUGCAUGAUAAGGAUAUUUAUUCAUUUUGAAGUUAUACGUAGGUCUGUUUAUCAAUAUUUGAUCUGCUUUUUUUAAGUAAUCAUCAUAAAUAUAUACUUUCUCUAGUUUUUUAUCCCCACGCGAUCCCAUUUGUACAAUGAAAGCAUUGCUACUUAACCCUCCCCCCACCCUUCUUGUAUCCAUUUGUACUGAAAGCGAUUAUGAUUAAAUAUAAAAAGACUAACUUGUUUUUGUGUACAAUCAUAA
Messenger RNA from Xenia sp. Carnegie-2017, 2096 nucleotides. RefSeq names its product BTB/POZ domain-containing protein 6-like. Gene Ontology annotation, biological process: neurogenesis. Gene Ontology annotation, molecular function: protein binding. The transcript has 2 exons. The record is from RefSeq and is a predicted model, not a curated record. Gene Ontology annotation, cellular component: cytosol. NCBI's taxonomy places the organism in Eukaryota, Metazoa, Cnidaria, Anthozoa, Malacalcyonacea, Xeniidae. The coding region runs from base 468 to 1823 and encodes 451 amino acids.